CUUAGAAAUCCUAGCCUAACGCGCCUCACACGGCUUACAGUGCAGCACAGAAAGCCAUACAGUGUGGGCUUUGGCCGUGGUUAGCUUCGCUGCACAGUUCCGGGAGUAGUGCGAGUCUGCAUACCUUGCAAGCACAGCGAUCCGCAGCAGCUGCGCAGCGGAGGAAUGACGCGGCUGCUCGCACUCCUCGUGGUGAGCGCCGGGGCCAUCAAGCGCUCCCCGCGCGGCGGUGAACGUAGAAACCGCAUCGCCGUCGUCGGUAGUGCCAACCUCGACACGACCUUGGCAGUGGGCGCGCGCCUGCCGACGCGCGGCGAGACGGUGUCGACGCGCGGCGACCCGCUCGUCUGCUGCGGCGGCAAGGGCGCGAACCAGGCUGUGGCGUGUGCGCGAUUAGUCGACGAUACUCUCGAAAUCGCGUUCUACGGUAGAGUGGGAUCGGACACGGCCGGCGAGGUCUUGGUGAAGGAGCUGCAACGUGCGAAUGUCGACAUCAGUGGCGUGCGGCGCGUCGCGGGCGGCAGCGGCCAGGGCUUCGUGCUCUUGGAGGACGGCGGCACGGUACUAAGUGUGGUGAACAAGGGCGCGAACCACGGCUGGGAUCUGCAGAGCUGCGACGACGCCUGGGCGGCCGAGGUCGUCCAGAACGCGCGCGUCGUGCUGCUGCAGCGCGAGGUUCCUGAAAGAAUUAACGAAGUGGUCGCAAGAGCGGCACAAAAAGCCGGCGCUAUUGUGGUGCAGGACUGCGGCGGUGAAGAAAGAGAGAUGAGCGACGAGCACCUCGCGAGGUGUACGUACGUCGCGCCGAACGUGUCGGAGCUGGCUCGCUUGACCGGAAGGGAUCUCGAUAGGAAGGAUGCUUCCGAUGCGGAUGUGGACGCCGCGUGCCACGUCUUGAUCGCAAGGGGCGCCACCAAGGUCCUGGCUACACUAGGCUCGAGGGGAUGUCGCCUCGUCUCGAAGGACGGCGUCGUCGUCGGCGACGCGUGUACGUCAAUAAAGGCCGUCGACGAGACGGCCGCGGGCGACGCGUUCCGAGCGGCCUUCGCCGUCGCCCUGGCGGAAGGUUUGGAUGAAAGGACGGCCCUGCGCCACGCGGCGGCGGCGGGCGCGGCGGCGGUCACGAAGGAAGGCGCGCAGCCCUCUCUACCUUCUCGAGAGGAGCGCGACGCGUUAUUACCUUCCCUGCCCGACGUGCCCCGUGGUGGCGGCAAGCGCAAGUGGUGGUCUUUGAGAGGCGGCGACGCGUGCCCGUGGAAGUUCGCGUCGCGAUUGAAUUCGAUGAAGGACCGGCGCGACCUCGCCGAGGGUUUUAGUGAUGACCCGCUGGGCUGGGUGCGAAGGCAAGGUACCAUCGACGGGUUGGAUUUAGUGGAUUUCAACUUCCCGGAGCACCUUGGUGAUUUGAACGUGGAAGACGUCAGGGCAGCUCUCGACGAGGCUUCACUAAAGUGCGGCGCCGUGUGCUUGCGCUACCCGGCCUCCAAAUUUCGUAGAGGCUCGCUCACGCAUCCUGACGAAAGUGUCAGGCGAGAAGCCAUCAAAUUAACAAUUGAUGCGUGUGUUUGGGCCCAAGCCUUGGGCGCCUCCGAAGUGGUUGUUUGGAGCGCCUGGGACGGCUAUGACUACUCGCUCCAGUGCGACUACGACCAGCUCUGGUCCCGAUUGGUGGCGGGCUUCCAGCAAGUCUGUGAUGCUGCACCGGACGUAAAAGUCUCAUUGGAGUUCAAGCCGACCGACGAGAACACGCGCUUCUUCGCCGUGCCGUCGACGGGGAGUGCUUUGGUGUUGUGCCAGGACGUCGAUCGGGAGAAUUUUGGAUUGACGAUAGAUAUAGGCCACUGUCUUGCUGCUGGUGAGAACCCCGCUCAAUCAAUAGCGCAGGUCGCUUCUCGCGGAAAGUUGUUCGGCGUGCAGCUGAACGACGGGUACCAGCGGAUAGGAGCGGAAGAUGGCUUGGUGUUUGGGAGCGUGCAUCCCACGAUGGCGCGCGAAUUCGUCUAUUGGCUGCGACGGAAUCACUUUGACGGGCAUAUCUACUUCGACACGUUUCCGCGGUCGGAAGACCCGGUGCGCGAGUGCGAGCUCAAUAUUAGGACCGUGAAACGGUAUUAUGGUGAUGCGGCGGCGCUGGAGGCCGACGGGCUCCAGGGGAAUUUGGACGCGCACGACGCCAUGUCCGUGCUGGAGCUCAUGGAGAGGCACGGGAUGAUGUGAGUAAAAAACAACUGAAUU
This is a messenger RNA of Pelagomonas calceolata, 2235 nucleotides long. The record is from the annotation of a GenBank genome assembly. Lineage: Eukaryota; Pelagophyceae; Pelagomonadales; Pelagomonadaceae.